CUAACUCAUAAUACAUGACUAUACAUACUCAUUCCACCCGCGGACCUGCUUCACUCACAUCCUCCUCUCAGCUCGCACGAACACACCCCUAUCAUUAGAAUCGAACAAACUCCCACCAUGACGUCCCCUUCCCGAGACGAUGACGGGAAAGACUAUCCCGCGUCCUAUUCCUCCUCUCCCGACGAGCAUCAGACCCAAAAUCAAAAUCCCUUUAUCGCCUUUCGUCGCUUUGCCGAUCAGCAGAUCAACUCAAUUUUCGGUCUCCUCCGCGACUUGUCCAACGACAUUGCUUCACGACACAUGCCUCAUCCACGCCGAACUCCACGACCGAGUGAAAAUGAUGCCCUCACACCUCUUCAGAAAGAAAUGUUUCGCCUUAUGGAAGAAGCAGCAGACAUAGAAGCAUCGUUUAGAAAUGAACAGAACCAGAGUCUCUCCGAUCCCGGACUCAACGGCCUGACUAGAUAUCUGGACAAAACUCACGGUGAACUCCUGAAGCCUGAUUGGCUACUACAUAGUGACUACUCGCCGGUUCAGCUAGAAAAAGAUAUACCGGGCAUACAGUGGCGUGCAGCGUUCGAGGACCUGGUGUGGCAUACCAUGACUACCUCAAGAGUAUCACCGGAAGAUUUGCUUGACCACAGAUGGGAGAAUCCGGAACAGUGGUCAAAGGGAUUAAGAGAGAGGGUUGGACUUUUCGCAGUUAUGAAGCACGCAGAUAAUUUAGUGACGCGCACUUUCGAUCGGCAUUGGGGGUCGCAAACGGCAUUGUGGCCUAUGACACAGCCAUGGCAGGAGGAGGAGGAUGAGGAGGAGGAGGAGGAGUCUAGGCACGAGAACGAUGACGAGGGCGACGGGGAUGAUGAUUACGAUAAUGACAUCGAAGAUGAAUUUCCGUCCACAGAGCAAGAGUUAUACGAGAAGCACUUCGGCAUCACAUGUAAGGCUUCCAACAGCAGCUCGGACACUUUGGAACAUCCCAACAAUUCUCACAAAAUAGCAUCCAACGCGUUACAAAUCCCCACCCCUUCGAGCCACAAACCAUCCGUCUUAUCGUCGAUGACUACAACAGAGCGCACUGUUCUCCCCGAUGGCACAAUCACCACUAAAGUCGUGCUGAAGAAGCACUUUGCGAAUGGUAAAGAAGAAACAUCGGAGACCGUGCAUACGACACACACAGGACUGCAGACUGACGAAUGUAUGCACGAUACGUCAGCUCAGGGUGAGAGCAUGUCGGACCGAGUGAUCAGAGCAGAAGAGAGGAAGGAAGACGGUAAGGGGGGGUGGUUUUGGAGAUAAUCUUGAUCGUAAGCGACGAGAGAGCGAUCGUGGACUUGAUUGAGCUCGCUUAUAGUCAAAACUCCACUCCUAGCAUUUAUAUGCUUUUUCUCUCUAUGCGCCCAUUCUAGGGCGCGGUUCGCGGUCACUGCUCGCUAGACGGCUUACCUCUCGACACAGAUCAGCAAUGAGACUGGUUCCACGGAGAUCGUCUUUGUCUUUGCUGCU
Messenger RNA from Pseudovirgaria hyperparasitica, 1506 nucleotides. RefSeq lists its product as uncharacterized. The record is from RefSeq and is a predicted model, not a curated record. The coding region runs from base 118 to 1299 and encodes 393 amino acids. The transcript has a single exon. Lineage: Eukaryota; Fungi; Ascomycota; Dothideomycetes; Acrospermales; Acrospermaceae.